UUGUCACUCAUCUAUUCGUAGACUACAUAGAAAACAUGCCUCCAAAAACUUCAGGAAAAGCUGCCAAAAAAGCCGGUAAGGCUAAGGCCGUCAGAACUGGCGACAAGAAGAGAAGACGUAAGCGAAAGGAGAGCUACAGCAUCUACAUCUACAAGGUGUUGAAGCAAGUUCACCCAGACACUGGUAUCUCCAGCAGAGCCAUGGGAAUCAUGAACAGCUUCGUCAACGAUAUCUUCGAACGUAUUGCCGGUGAAGCAUCUCGUCUUGCUCACUACAACAAGAAAUCCACCAUCACCAGCAGGGAAGUCCAAACUGCCGUUCGUCUUUUGCUGCCCGGUGAAUUGGCUAAACAUGCCGUCUCUGAAGGCACCAAGGCUGUCACCAAGUACACCAGCUCCAAGUAAACAUCUUGGCGCAAUUUCAAACCAAACGGCUCUUUUCAGAGCCACCAAUAGUUCAAAAGAGAUUUGUGUGCAAUGUACGUAAUAUGUGCGUGUUUUUUUAUUUAGUCUAAAUAUUGUAUUCUGAACAUAAUAUAGCAUAAAUUCAUCAUUUACGUGUGUUAAAAGGCUACCUGACAUUUUGCGUCAUGGGAAACAAUAUAUUCAUCAAAAAAACUUCAAACAAGGAGAUGAUAGAACAUACAAAACAUAUUAA
Molecule: messenger RNA, 657 nt
Organism: Anneissia japonica
Lineage: Eukaryota; Metazoa; Echinodermata; Crinoidea; Comatulida; Comatulidae
Product: histone H2B, gonadal-like
Exons: 1
Coding region: 36-404 (122 amino acids)
Cellular component (GO): nucleosome
Molecular function (GO): DNA binding; structural constituent of chromatin; protein heterodimerization activity
Source: RefSeq, a predicted model, not a curated record